GUUGACCGCGACUAUCUAAUUAGUUCGUCAUCAACAUGCGCACGCUCAGUGUCGUCGUACUAUUCGCACUCGCCGCCAUGGCUGCCGCCGGCGCACCUACGCUUUACGACCUCAACCAAGUCGAUUCUUUGUUCGAUAAAUUCAUAGAAGAACACAAACGGGAAUACAAGGACGCGGCGGAUAGAGAACUGCAUUUUAAUGCGUUUAAGCAGAAUGUUGCGAAGAUCAACGAACAUAACAGCAAGCAAUCUUCUGCGACGUACGCUAUUAACAAGUUUGCGGACUAUACUGAAGAGGAAAAACAGGCGAUGAGGGGCUUCAAGAGAAACUAGUGGCUAUGUUUAUUGUGAUCGCAUAUAAUUUGUGUUUUUUAUAUUAACUGCUUUUUAUGAUGAUAUUACACAAUUAAUCACUGUA
This is a messenger RNA of Cydia strobilella, 417 nucleotides long. RefSeq names its product cathepsin L-like proteinase (gene bcpi). NCBI's taxonomy places the organism in Eukaryota, Metazoa, Arthropoda, Insecta, Lepidoptera, Tortricidae. The record is from RefSeq and is a predicted model, not a curated record. Bases 36 to 332 code for a protein of 98 amino acids. The transcript has a single exon.